UGUGUGCUAUUUUCUGGAGAUGGCUUCCAAAACCGAGAGAGAUAUUGAGUCUCAAGCACCAGCUUUGAUUACGUCACUUCCCGAGGACGUCGUGUUUGACAUCUUAGCACGUGUUCCGAGGCGUGAGUAUCCAACACUCUCCCUCGUUUCCAAGUAUUUCCGAUCACUUGUUGCUUCACCUGGGCUAUACGUAAGACGAUCCGUUUUAGGUUUCACCGAACACUGCUUCUAUGUUCUCCUCUAUGACGACAAAUCACGUGACUACCGUUGGUAUACUCUGCACCGGAAAGCCAACGGCAAACGCAGUUUGGUCCUUAUCCACUUGCUUCCAGCUAAGAAGCUUGACGCAACCAUUCUCUCUGUAGGCUCGAGCAUUUAUGUGUUUGGUGGUGGGAGAGAUGGCUUUUUAAGAAUUGACUGUGGACUUCGCACUGUGGAACACCUCCCCAACAUGCCUUUGCACAUGUCUCACAAAAUUGCUGACAUCAUCGAUGGGAGAAUCUACGUAAUUGGAAACAACUACGACUCGAUGAAGAAGAAGAAGGCGAUGGUGGUGUUCAAUACAGAAGCAAAAAUGUGGGAACCUGGGAUGAUAUUAAGACCAAACAUAGAUCUAGGUGAGACGUUGUAUGGUUGUGUCGCGAUGGCUGAUAAGAUGUACACAACAGAUAAAAAUAAAAGCUUUGUUUACAAGCCAAAGGAGGGCAUAUGGGAAACGGACGAGAUGCUGAGUUCUAAGACGUGGCGGGAUGCGUGUGUAGUAGAUGAUGUAUUGUACUAUUACGAUACGGAUGCUCUACAGUUAAGAACAUAUGAUUCAAAGCAUAGGUGUUGGGGAGUGGUGGAAGGUUUGAAAAAUUUGUUGCAUAUAACUUUAUGGUCAGAUUGGAUAGGCACUACGAGCUGCGGUGGGAAACUGGCUUUGUGUUUUUCCAAAGAAAGUGGGUGUUAUCCUAAAGGAAGAGCGUGA
Molecule: messenger RNA, 970 nt
Organism: Brassica oleracea var. oleracea
Lineage: Eukaryota; Viridiplantae; Streptophyta; Magnoliopsida; Brassicales; Brassicaceae
Product: F-box/kelch-repeat protein At4g38940-like
Exons: 1
Coding region: 20-970 (316 amino acids)
Molecular function (GO): protein binding
Source: RefSeq, a predicted model, not a curated record